This is a messenger RNA of Chroicocephalus ridibundus (black-headed gull), 2075 nucleotides long. It is a transcript of the gene RHBG, whose product is annotated as Rh family B glycoprotein. The record is from RefSeq and is a predicted model, not a curated record. Gene Ontology annotation, cellular component: plasma membrane. Gene Ontology annotation, biological process: ammonium homeostasis; ammonium transmembrane transport. Gene Ontology annotation, molecular function: ammonium channel activity. NCBI's taxonomy places the organism in Eukaryota, Metazoa, Chordata, Aves, Charadriiformes, Laridae. The transcript has 11 exons. The coding region runs from base 226 to 1641 and encodes 471 amino acids.
UCCCCGGCGCAGUGGCCCUGGUGUGACAGAAGCAGAUGCCGAGGCGUGCUUCCGCGUUGGCAGCUCCGUCCCGCUCCCGGCCGGCUCUUCCGCCCGUGGGAAGCAGCGAGGCGAGGGCAGGACCUGGCAGCCACCCUGGCAGGCGGAGUUUGCAGCCCCAACGCGUCUCUCCUCGUGUUUCCCCGGUUUCGGGGGGGAUCUGCCUGCCCUGGGCACCCCCCCAACAUGCCUGAGGGCACCACCGCUUCCAGGCUGCGGCUCGCCGGGCUGUCCUUCCUCCUCCAAAUCCUCACCAUCAUCCUCUUCGCUGUCUUUGUGCGGUACAGCCCAGAGAGUGGCUCCGGUCCCUGCUCCCAGCAACUCAACUGCAGCUGGAAAAACCGGGAUUUGGGUUUUCAGCAUCCCCGUCUCCAAGGGAGAUCCGAGGCUGGAUCCACCACGGUUCCAGAGACAGGUUUCCGGCAUGUCCACCUCCAAGAUCUCCUCGGCUUCGGGCUCCUGGUGGCUUUCCUCGGCCGCUACGGGCCAGGCAGCGUGGCCAUCAGCAUCCUCGUCGUGGCCUUCGCCAUCCAGUGGGCCGUCCUGAUCCAGGGGUUUUUGUACUUCUUCCUGAAUGGCAAAAUUUACGUGGGAUCUCAGAGCAUGGUCAGUGCCGACUUCUGCACCGCAGCCGUUCUGAUCUCCACCGGCGCUCUCCUGGGCAGGGUAAACCCCGUGCAGAUGCUGCUGCUCACCCUGCUGGGAGUCACCCUCUUCAGUAUCAACGAAUACAUCCUGCUCAGUCUCAUGGGGGUGAGUGACAGCGGGGGCUGCUUGACCGUCCACACCUUCAGUGCUUAUUUUGGCUUGAUGGUUUCACGGAUCCUGCACCAGCCUCAUAUGGACAAGAGGAAAGAGCAGCAGGACACGGGGCACCAGCCAGACGUCUUCACUGUGCUUGGAACCAUCUACCUGUGGAUCUUCUGGCCCAGCUUCGCCUCAGCCACCACGGUCCGUAACAACGCCGAGCCCUGGGCAGUGCUCAACACCUACUUCUCGCUGGCGGCGAGCACCCUGGCCGCCUUUGUCCUCUCACCUGUCCUCUACGAGGAGAGCACCCUGCGCAUGGUUCAGAUCCAGGAUGCCACCUUGGCUGGGGCGGCUGUGAUGGGUAUGGCUGGGGAGAUGCUGGUCACCCCCUUCGGGGCCCUCAUCGCGGGGUUUCUGGCUGGCUUGAUCCCCCCGCUUGGCUUCAGAUUCCUCACGCCCGUCCUGCGCUCCAGGCUGAAAACCCAGGACACGUGCGGGAUUCACAACGUCCACGGGCUGCCGGGGAUCCUGGGCGCCCUGCUGGGGACGCUGCUGGCGGCACUGGCCACUGCCGAUGCUUACGGUGGCAGGCUGGAGCUCAUCUUCCCGCUGGUGGCCCAGGGCAGCCGGACGGCCACCGACCAGGCACUCUGCCAGCUCUGCGCCCUCCCCGUCACCCUGCUGCUGGCCAGCCUCGGGGGCUGCCUGACGGGAGCCGUCCUGAAAAUGAAAGGGCUGAGAUCUCCCCCGGACACGCGGUACCUGGAAAACCCCGGCCUCCGAGAGGUGGCCGAGGAAGGAGGCGACCGCAGGGCGAGCAGAAAGGAGCCGAGGACCAGCACCUUGGUCUGAUGACCCCGACCCUUCGGUGAGGUCCCGCACCACCGGGUUCAACCCUCUGCCGGCAUCGCCAGUGCCGGGCAGCUUCUGGCAGCUUGUAUUUCCCAGCAGCCUGCUCCGGAGACGGCCAAGUUUGUCGCCAGGUGGGAGCCAGCUCCCGGUCCCAAAGGUUUUGGGAGCAGUCGGGUGCCCACGGGCCUUUGCAGGGUGAAGAGAUGCUGCAGUGAUACGGGUGCUUGCUGUGGGAGCGACCUGGCUUGCUCCAGGGACACCUCGGGGUGUCCAGACUUGGCUCAGCCACUUCCCCUCUCCGCUCCGUGCCUCAGUUUCCCCAACUACGGCUCUCCCAAGAGAGGAAGGCAAUGAGGGGGGGCUGUGUCGGGGAAGGGGCUCCACGGAAACCAGCAGAGACUUUCUACGGACACUUUUGCACACAACAAUUAAAA